UCUGUUCUUUGGAAUAGAUCCAUCGAACUUCAUAACAUGAGGUACAAAUGGAUGGUGUCAGACGGGGACAGUAAGGCCUUUAACACUGUUCAACAUGCCUAUGAUGACUGUGAAGUUAUUAAACUGGAUUGUGUAGGCCAUGUGCAGAAAAGGAUGGGCAAACAUUUAAUGAAUUUGAAGGCAUGCAGUAAGGGUAAACUUGCUGAUGGAAAACCUAUAGGAGGGCGUGGCCGGCUUACAGAAGGAAAGAUCAAGCAGCUUCAAAGGUACUAUGGCCUAGCAAUCCGGCAAAACACCUUGACCAAGGCAAAUCCCUCUGAACGGGAGGUUGACAUUGCAGUUUAUGGUGAUUCAUCAUGGUGCAAAUGGCAACAGGACCAGGCAACAGGAACCAGUACCUACAAAGGAGAUGACUGUUUGCCCGAAGUCUUCGUGGAGACUCUAAAACCCACAUUUGUGUCAUUAAGUGACAGUAAACUUUUAGAAAGAUGUGUACGAGGAAAAACCCAGAACCCAAAUGAAAGCAUCAACGCAAUGGUUUGGGUCCGGUGUCCCAAACAUAAACACCAUGGAGUGAAAGUUGUCCGGUGUGCUGCUGCGUCUGCAGUCUGCCACUUCCACAGAGGUGCAGAAAGCAGAGAAAGAUUGAUGGAAAGGCUUUCAAUUCCUGGAGGUGCAUUUACUGAGGAUGCAUUUCGACUAAGAGAUAAUUCAAGGCUUCGGAAAGCUGAUAAGCAGGCAACGGCCAAGGAGAAGAAGCGCCGGCAGGGAUUGCAGCUUAUCCGUACUCAAAGAGAAGCGGCUCUUCGUGAAAAAGAAGAUGUUUUAUAUGAAGCUGGGGCAUUCUAACUCUUGCUCUUGCCUAUCCUAAUUAUAUUUGAACUUAUGGCUACUCAUUGACUUCAUAAUUUGAAUACAGGAGGUGUUUAAUUUUAAAAUCUUGUAACUUUAGGCCUUUUUUUCUCAAAACGUAUUUUUUAAUACUUGAGAAAAGAUUACUCAAGAAGUAUGAGAGCUAUGGACCUGAAAUUUUUAGGGAUUGCUGAUCUAAUUGAGUUAUUUGGGAUGAGUGAAGGAAAAUGCCAUAGAGGUCUUUCUAAAGAAAUGAUUAAACAAAUAGUGAUCAUGUGUUAGAUGUGUAACUUGACACCAGUGCUGUGAUGUCAAAUUUAAAAAAUUCUUGAAAUCCUUCACUCAUCCCAACAAGUAUUCAAUAUUGUUUAGAAUAACAGCAAAAUAUUGGUAUUUCAUUGAAACAGUUUCUAACAAUCUUUACUCAAGUACAUAUAGGUGAGACACUACAAGUUGUUAAUUGAAAUGACCGGUGUCAGGUUACAUUUGCUGCAGGUGUGACAUAACACCUUUUUUUGAAAAAUAUAGUUCAUAAGCUUUCCAGUGA
Messenger RNA from Stylophora pistillata, 1399 nucleotides. RefSeq lists its product as uncharacterized. NCBI's taxonomy places the organism in Eukaryota, Metazoa, Cnidaria, Anthozoa, Scleractinia, Pocilloporidae. The record is from RefSeq and is a predicted model, not a curated record.